Olea europaea var. sylvestris is the source of this 470-nucleotide messenger RNA. RefSeq names its product CSC1-like protein At4g02900. NCBI's taxonomy places the organism in Eukaryota, Viridiplantae, Streptophyta, Magnoliopsida, Lamiales, Oleaceae. The annotation marks the transcript as partial. The record is from RefSeq and is a predicted model, not a curated record. The transcript is spliced from 2 exons. Gene Ontology annotation, molecular function: calcium-activated cation channel activity. Gene Ontology annotation, cellular component: plasma membrane.
AAGGAUAUGGCUAGUGUUCAAGAUAUCUCUGUUUCAGCUUCUAUCAAUCUUCUAUCUGCAUUGGCAUUUCUUUUGGCCUUUGCAUUUUUACGGCUUCAACCAUUCAAUGAUAGAGUGUACUUUCCAAAAUGGUAUCUGAAGGGUAUAAGAGCAAGCCCUAGGAAUUCUGGACCUUCAGUGACGAAAUUUGUCAAUUUGGACUUCAGAACGUAUUUGAAAUUCUGGAAUUGGAUGCCUGCAGCAUUAAGAAUGCCAGAACCGGAGCUCAUAGAUCAUGCAGGGCUCGAUUCUGCUGUGUACAUUAGGAUUUACCUUCUAGGGUUGAAAAUCUUUGUCCCUAUAGCUAUUCUCGCUUUUGCGGUAUUGGUUCCUGUCAAUUGGACUGGGAAAACAUUAGAUAACAUCAAGGAUUUAACGUACAGUGACAUUGAUAAGCUUUCAAUAUCUAAUGUUCCUUCAGGAUCAAAAAG